This is a messenger RNA of Callorhinchus milii (elephant shark), 1818 nucleotides long. RefSeq names its product signal transducing adaptor molecule (SH3 domain and ITAM motif) 1 (gene stam). Gene Ontology annotation, biological process: protein transport to vacuole involved in ubiquitin-dependent protein catabolic process via the multivesicular body sorting pathway. Gene Ontology annotation, cellular component: ESCRT-0 complex. Lineage: Eukaryota; Metazoa; Chordata; Chondrichthyes; Chimaeriformes; Callorhinchidae. The coding region runs from base 135 to 1748 and encodes 537 amino acids. The record is from RefSeq and is a predicted model, not a curated record. The transcript is spliced from 15 exons. Gene Ontology annotation, molecular function: phosphatidylinositol binding; ubiquitin binding.
ACGGCACAAAGGGGGUCGGAGAUGCCGCUCUUCGCAGCCAAUCCGUUCGACCAAGAUGUCGGAUUUUAGCUUACUUUGCAGCCUACAAACGUUUAUUUUGGAAGUAGCAGACUGUAUGAAAUCUUCAACAAGAAAUGGGCCAAGACAACAUUUGGGAUUUGCGACAGACUAUCCAGGAGAAUCCUAAUUUAUUCCCCAAAUUAGAAGAGAAGGCAACGAGCGAGAUGAACACUGCAGAGGACUGGGGCCUAAUACUGGAUAUCUGCGACAAAGUGGGGCAGUCACGUACUGGGCCCAAAGAUUGCUUGAGAUCUAUUAUGAAAAGAGUGAAUCACAAGGAUCCGCACGUUGCGAUGCAGGCGCUGACACUGCUCGGAGCAUGUGUGUCAAACUGUGGUAAAAUCUUUCACCUUGAAGUCUGCUCCAGAGACUUUGCAAGUGAAGUGAGCAACGUUUUGAAUAAGGGUCACCCAAAAGUCUGUGAAAAGCUGAAAGCCCUCAUGGUGGAAUGGAGUGAGGAGUUUAAAAAUGACCCCCAGCUUAGCCUUAUAUCUGCUAUGAUCAAAAACUUGAAGGAACAAGGAGUUGCAUUCCCUGCGGCAGGUUCCCAGGCAGCAGAACAGGCAAAAGCAAGCCCUGCUUUGGUGACUAAGGAUCCAAAUGUAGCAGCAAGCAAAAAAGAGGAGGAGGACUUGGCAAAAGCAAUUGAAUUGUCAUUGAAAGAACAAAGGCACCAGCAGCCAACUGUCUCUAGUCUGUAUCCGAGCACGUCUAAUCUUGUGACCAGCAAACCAGAAGGACGAAAGGUGCGAGCCAUCUACGACUUUGAAGCUGCAGAAGAUAAUGAACUCACUUUUAAGGCUGGAGAGAUCAUCGCUGUGCUGGAUGACAGUGAUCCAAACUGGUGGAAAGGUGAAACUUAUCAAGGCAUUGGGCUGUUUCCAUCAAACUUUGUGACUGCAGACCUAACUGCAGAGCCUGAGAUGUUGAAAACUGAAAAGAAAACUGUUCAGUUUAGUGAUGAGGUGCAGAUUGAGACAUUGGAGCCAGAACCUGAACCAGUUUAUAUUGAUGAAGAAAAAAUGGAUCAGCUGUUACAGCUAUUGCAGAGCGCAAAUCCCACCGAUGGCCAGCCAGACUCCCCAGAGCUGCUCCAUCUAGAAGGGAGCUGUGACCAAAUGGGACCACUCAUAGAUCAGAAGCUAGAGGAAAUUGACAGGAAACAUUCUGAACUAUCGGAGCUGAAUGUGAAAGUAAUGGAGGCCUUGUCCCUAUAUGCUAAGUUAAUGAAUGAGGAUCCUAUGUAUUCAAUGUAUGCUAAACUCCCGAGCCAGCAGUAUUAUAUGCAACAACCUCCUGCAGCGGCCUCCCAGGUAUAUUCAGGUCAGCCUCCCACUGGCACAUACGUAGUAUCUGGUGCUCCUCACAUGGCCUCAGUCCAGGGAUACAGUAUUCCAUCAGAUCAGAUUCCCUCACUCAGUCAAGCUAGUCUGCCACCAACAGGAAGCACAGCCCUGACCACCCAGCAAGUUCAGACAUCUUAUACUAGUUCUAUACCUGGAAGUGCAUACUUACACCAGGCAUCUGUCUACAGUCAACCUGCCCCUUCAAACAUUGAUAUCUCUAGCUACCAGGCUGCUGGCCCAAAUGGACAUCAGAUGGCAAACUACAGCAUUGGGCCCACAUCUCACGGUCAACAGUCCAACAGUCAACAGCAAUCCCCAUAUUCUCAGAAAGCACUUCUAUAGGAGAUGUGACAUUCAUUCCUUCAUUUUUCCUGGUCCUAGUUAUUCAAUUAAAAAAACAUUAGUGCAAUUU